This is a messenger RNA of Erythranthe guttata (spotted monkey flower), 770 nucleotides long. The record is from RefSeq and is a predicted model, not a curated record. Lineage: Eukaryota; Viridiplantae; Streptophyta; Magnoliopsida; Lamiales; Phrymaceae.
AAAAAAAAAGAUUAAAUCAAGCAAAAUUAGGUUAGGAUUGGGAGGGAAAUCAUCGAUCAGGUUGAGCGAUGGGCAAAUCCAGAGACGAUUACAAGCUGAAGAGAUCUUCUCCUUCUUCCCCACAAGAUGAUUUUGUGUUUGUUCGAUUGAGUACACUAGAAGAACAGAGGAGGAUUAAAAAGCGUAAAAGCAAGGAAGAUGACGAUAAACAUAACUCCAAGAAGCACAAAUCUCACAAAAUUUCCAAGCGCCAUUCGGAUAAAGAUAAGAAGUCGGGUGGGAAACGUAAAGACAAAAGCCGCAAGCAUGAUAUUUCUUCAAUUAAACUAAACUUCAAAGAAUUGUCCGAUGAUGAUUACUUCUCCAAGAACAACGAAUUUGCCAAGUGGCUUAAAGAAGAGAGGAAAACGUUUUUCUCCGAUCUAUCUUCCGAUUCUGCACGGGGUUUGUUUUCGGAAUUUGUGGCGGAAUGGAAUAACCAAGAACUUGAACCCCAAUACUACGAGGGCAUUACAACUGCACCACGGACAUCACACAAGUGGAACAUCAAAAAGUAGCGUAACGCAUGAUUUUAGCUGCCUUCUUCGAAGUUAGGUUAGUAUGUUAGGGUCUUUACUAUGCAAUUGCGGGUUUCAGACAAUACAGAGGUAUCGACUAAUGUGCUGUAAAACGAGAAGGAAAAAAGAGUUCCGUCCAAACAUUUUGUAUCAUCUUUGUACAUUAUGUAAUGCAAGUUGUCAUGAUUGAUUUCUAUCUUGCAAUAUUGUUGA